Messenger RNA from Phytophthora nicotianae INRA-310, 579 nucleotides. RefSeq lists its product as hypothetical. Lineage: Eukaryota; Oomycota; Peronosporomycetes; Peronosporales; Peronosporaceae. The record is from RefSeq and is a predicted model, not a curated record. The coding region runs from base 1 to 579 and encodes 192 amino acids. The transcript has 2 exons.
AUGGAGAUACGCGAUGCAAUUCUUAUCGUCAGUGCUGUGGAGGAGCUCGUUCCGCGAGGGAACGGCCACCGGCGCAUUGCUGCGGUGACCGAUAAGCUCGUCGAGCUUGACAGUGUUUGUGUCAAGUUGCAGGCGGAGGAACGUUCUAUGGCGGAGGUGCGUCUGUUGUUUGACGCCUGUAUGGUAAAGUACCCAGAGAUGAUGAAAGUCCAGAACGAUCUCCCGCUUUCAUCUCCCGAGCAACAAGAAAUCAAGGCGUUCGUGCUUCCUACAAAUGAAUCAAGUCCUGCAGUGCGUCCUCGAGUUGAUUUUGCCUCAAUCGUUCUCCGGCAGGCAAAGAAACGUCGACGCUCCGAGCAUGUUGUCACUAAGUACGACCCUAUUUUGCAUGAAGUCCCUCCAACAAGCAACGCAUGCGAGCGUCUAUUUUCGGGGUGUAAGCUGGUCUUGACCUCUCUGCGUGCAUCAACCCUGCCUGCAAACUUUGAGGUAAUGAUGUAUUUGAGGGCUAAUAUGGAGCUUUGGAACAGCGCAACUCUUCUCGGUUGCAUUGAGGAUGACGAGGAAGGGCAUCUUUAG